UUUCACAGUUCUGCACCAGCGAUUUCAUGUGUAAACAUUUAAUUCUCACAACAUUUAUCUCAGAUUUUGGAAUUUUUUUUAGAAUUUAUACAUUUUUGAGAUGAUUUUAGUUGGUUUAACUGGCGGAAUAGCGUCUGGAAAAUCCACCGUUUCUUCUAUUUUAAAGAAUGACUUUAACUGCCCCGUUAUAGACGCAGAUUUAAUCGCGAGGCAAGUUGUUGAGCCGGGGGCCAAGGCGCACAGAAAAAUAAUUGAAACGUUCGGAAAUGGAAUUCUUUUAGCGGACGGGACGUUAGAUAGAGGCAAACUUGGUGAAAUUAUAUUUCAAGAUAAAGCGAAAAGAAGAAAGUUGAACGCAAUAACGCAUCCGGAAAUUGGAAAAGUAAUUCUGAUUUCCAUACUGAAGUAUCUCAUUCGUGGUCAUCGCUUUGUCAUUCUCGACGUUCCUCUACUUUUCGAGUCAAAAACAUGGAUUAAUUUAACGACUUUUAACGUUGUUGUGUAUUGCGACUUUGGAGCUCAACUCUCGCGCUUAAUGAACCGUAACAGCUUGUCAGAAAGUGAGGCGAAACAACGUAUCGACAGUCAAAUGUCGCUUGAAGAAAAGCAAAAGCUUGCAUCGAUUGUAAUCAACAAUAAUGGAUCGCUAGAUGAAACGUACAAACAAGUUGAAGAACUUCACAAAUUGCUGCAAAGCUCGAAACGAUAUUUGAUUUUGAGAAUUUCAAUAUUAUUGUUUAUUUUGUGCUUGAUUUAUCUUUUUCUUAUGUUGAUAGGGUAAUAAUUCAAUGCAAUUAAGUCCACGUUCAAAUCCCAUCCUAUUUUAGGCAGAAAAUUUUUUUGGUGGUUUUAACCUAAUGUAAGAAAGCAUUGCUGGU
Messenger RNA from Styela clava, 878 nucleotides. RefSeq names its product dephospho-CoA kinase domain-containing protein-like. NCBI's taxonomy places the organism in Eukaryota, Metazoa, Chordata, Ascidiacea, Stolidobranchia, Styelidae. The record is from RefSeq and is a predicted model, not a curated record. Gene Ontology annotation, biological process: coenzyme A biosynthetic process. Gene Ontology annotation, molecular function: ATP binding; dephospho-CoA kinase activity.